Messenger RNA from Cololabis saira (Pacific saury), 6429 nucleotides. It is a transcript of the gene macf1b, whose product is annotated as microtubule actin crosslinking factor 1b. Lineage: Eukaryota; Metazoa; Chordata; Actinopteri; Beloniformes; Belonidae. Gene Ontology annotation, biological process: hemidesmosome assembly; wound healing; intermediate filament cytoskeleton organization. Gene Ontology annotation, cellular component: cytoplasm; focal adhesion; intermediate filament. Gene Ontology annotation, molecular function: microtubule binding; calcium ion binding; structural molecule activity. The transcript has 38 exons. Bases 136 to 6429 code for a protein of 2097 amino acids. The record is from RefSeq and is a predicted model, not a curated record.
UGUAGUUGUUGGACGAGACAACCUGGAUAGCAAGACCGGUACAGCUAAAUGACAAGUAGCUGAAGGAUCUUCUGCAUGCAUGGCCAAGAGGCCUUAUUUCACCUUUUGCCUCUCUAGCCUGUGGGCUGAAGGAUUAUGGGUAACCUCAUCAGCCGGCCCAGCUGCCUGGGCCAGAAAUCCAAGCAUGUGAGGUCAGACGACGGCCUCUUGAAGGAGUGCUACCAACGCCGAAAGGAGUGGCCGCCCAGCGAGCAGCAUGGCGAGGCCAAGACAGAAGAGGACUUUAAAGAAAAGGCCCGGGAGGACGCCAUCAAUGACACACAGGUGGCGAGAGAACGGGAGGAACAGGAAGUUGAUCACAAACGGGAGGAGGGUUCCCACACUCCUAUUUCGGACAAACCCCUCCAAAGCUCCCCCGCCUCUACGAUCCGGAGUUCCAGCACCUUGGAAAACGCCUGGCGUAGCAGCCCCUCUCCGAUAAAAACCUCCCGGAACGGGACGCUCACGAGGAGGACGGUUCCUCCGGAGUUCUCCAGAUCUCCUCUGGCUCAGGCGGACAAGAACGCGGCGGACAGGAGGGCGAGCUUCCAGAGGAGAGACUCCAGAGAGGGAAGCCCCUGGUCCUGGAAGACCGUGGCAUCCCGCGAGGUCACCGAGGUGACCGAGGUCACGGAGACGGUCGUGACAGAAAUUGUGGAAGUGACAGAGUAUCCAUCAGGGGACAAAGGAGGGACCCCAAUUGUGACCAGAACUGUUAGAGUCCUGAAUGGUGUCGCAGAGGAACUUGCUGAGCUUCAAAGUGAUGGACACUCGAGUUCAGAGCAAGAUUCCAGUCUGGAAAGGUGGAGGGGACCAAAAUCUGGCUUGGCACUGAAGGAUGUGUCCACAGAUACAGAAACAUUCCUGCAAAACCUGGAAGCUUUGGUCACGUGGGUGAGUGAGAUCGAGGAGCUCACGGCCAGUCAGAAACCCCCGUCGUCGGAGGUCAAAGUGGUGAAAGCACAACUCCAAGAACAAAAGCUCCUGCUGCGCCUCCUAACAGACAGAAGGCGUAGCGUGGACUCUAUGAUGUGUGAAGGCCCUCGGUUGGUGGAGGCCCACCCAGGAGAGGAAGGGGAGAAGGCCAAGGUCAAGCUCUCUACUCUCACCGAGAAGUGGGAGGCAUUAAAGCUGCAGGCAGAGAAGAGGAGAGCCAGUCUGGAGUUGAUUCUGCCCAGAGCCCAGCUGUUCCAGGACAGAGUAAACAACUUGCAGCAAUGGUUCAUAUCUGUGGAGCAGACGCUGGCUGAGCUGCGAAAUGCAGAGAGAGUGAUGCUGCACCUCCAAGACGCCACAGAGAGAGCCAAGGCUGUUGUGGAUGAGAUUCAAGUCAAAACUGUGGAACUUGGGAAAAUACAGAGAUCUGGUCAGGAUUUAAUAGAAGCAGUUACAGCAUCAAUGUUGACUAUUGACUGUGACUCCCACUUUGUUUCAGAGGAAGAAGCCCUGCAGGUGCAGGAGAAGAUGGAUGCGUUGCGUAUCCGUUGCUCCGUGCUGAGCCUGAGCAGUCUGGAUGUGCUGCAGAGGCUCCAGCAGGCCCUUGAGGCCUCCAGCCGCUGCACUUCCAGCCAGGAGGACCUCCACCUCUGGCUGGGACGCAUUGAGAGAGAGCUCCUGGGGGCCGCUGGGGCUCAGACGCACGGUGGAGACGCAGUACUGUGUGCAGCUGAGAGACAGAGGCUGGAACAGGCGGUGGUAAAGGAGAUGGCUUGGUUUAAAGACACAGCGCUGAGUCUGGAGAAGCUGAAGACCAUUCACCUGGAUCCAGAGUUCAUAGCAGAACAGCUCUAUGAGCAGAAGAUUUUGGCUGUGGAGAUUCUCCAGCACAGGUUCAACAUUGAGAAGAUGGUGAAGAUUGCUGAAAUCUUAAUGACCUAUAACGAUGAAGGAGAAACUGUGGAUCUUCGGACCCCCGUAGAGGCCUUGCAGGAACGCUGCAACACCACCUCAGCCACCAACGCCCACGUGGUCCUGCAGCUGGAGCACGCCCAGUCGCUCCUCGCCCAGUUCUCUGAGGGCCUCGCUGAGAUUUCGCCGUGGCUGGAAGAGACUCAGACCCUCAUCGGUCAGCUUUCCCUGAGCACAAUUAGCUAUGAAGCAUUUCGGGAACAACAGGACCUCUUACAGGGUCUCAGAGAAGCUAUAGCCGAACACAGACCUUUGAUAGCACGUCUAUGCUCUCUGGCAAAGCGCUUGUCAGAACUGAACCCCAUUCACGGAGAGCAGUUCUGUCGCAAGGCGACCGAGGCCGAGGAACAGCACAGAGCCAUCAGAGAUCACGUCAAACAGACGGCCAAUCUACUCGAGGAGUCACUGCCACGGUUAACACAACUGAAUGAGAGGAUGACUCUAAUAAGAGAGAGCCUGGACCGCCUGCACGGUCGCAUACAGACGCCCACCUCCCUCCAAGGCCUCACCCCGAGGAUCCAGGAGCAGCUGCAGGACAACAAGCAGACCCUCGCCGAGCUGUCCAAGCUGGAGCUAGGCCUCGGCAGCGUCAAAUCACAGGCAGAGGAGCUGCUGGCCAACACUCAGGCAGCAGGCGAUGGAUCCAUUGGCACAGUGAUCCAGGAGCGAGUGUCCAGCCUGUCCUUGCUGUGGAAAGAGACGCACAAUCAGGCCCUAGAGAGGGAGAAGUGGUUGCUCAAGAUCUUAGACCUCGCUGUGAAGUUUUGGAGCGAUGUCAGCGAAGUGUCAAGUGCUCUCAAUGAUGCUCAGCAGGCAGUGUUGGAUCUCAACGCCAGUCGGACAGACUCUGAAACAAUGAGGCAGAGCCUUGAAACCAUGAAGCCUCUCAGGGAGGAUAUAGACGGUUUGCAGGGAGAUCUGGACAUUCUCGGUGUUCUGGGAAUGGACCUGAUGUCAGCAUGUGGCGAUACAGACAAGCCAGAUGUUACGAAGAGUCUGGAUGAACUUUACUGCACGUGGAAUAACUUAAGCAAACUGUGGAACGAAUGUCACAAGAAGCUCGAGGAGUCUUUGCAGAUGGCUCUGCAUUAUCAAGACACGAUGCAGGGUCUGUUUGAGUGGCUAAAGUCGGCGGAGCUGAGAUCCACCGAGGAGUUCUUGGUAGGAACUGACCUGGAAUCAGUCAAAGAUCAGCUCUGUAAUCUCAAGGAGUUUAAGCGGGAACUCUACCAAAAGAAGAUCGAGAUAGAGAGUCUGAACCAUCGCUUCGUGUGCCGGCUGUCUCCCGGUUCGGAGCGUCCGGGCUCCGUGUCCCCGCUGUGUGACUUCAGACAGCGCUGGGACGGCCUGGAGUCGGAGACUGUGAGCAGACAGCAUCAACUGGAGUGUGCGCUUCUCGGUCUGGGUCAGUUUCAAAACACACUGGACGAGUUGCACACGUGGCUUUCGCGGACUGCUGAACAACUGCAGGCCGGCCAGCCAAUCAGCAUCGACCUGAAGGCGUGUGAAAUAGAGCUGGCCAAGCACAAGGUGCUGCGCAAUGAUGUCAUGUCCCACGUUCGCACCGUCGAGUCCCUCAACCAGGCUGGCAGGGGCCUGCUGGAGGUUGGGCCCGGGGACAGCCCGCAUGGCCUGCAGUCUCGAAUGGAGCAUCUGAAUGAAAGCUGGGAGUUUGUCCGCUGCGAGACUGAACGCAGGCAGCUGGAACUGGAGAACAGACUCAGUCAGGUGCAAGAUGUUACAGUGGAGAUUCAAGAUCUUUUGCAGUGGCUGGAAAACACAGAACUGAGACUGUCCUCUUUCAAAACCAUGUGGGGCAUGCCAGAUUCUGCCAGUGAAAGGCUCAAUGCACACCUUGAGCUGUGCAGUGAAAUGGAGUCCAAGCUCCACGCCUACACCGACGUGAAGAAUGCCGUUCACAGGAUGCUGGAGAGCAGCAACGUUGUGCGGGGGUCCACCACAGAGCACAGUUUGUCUAUUUUGGAGCAGAAAUGGGCGUCUGUUCACGCCAAAGUCCAGGAGCGGAAGGCUAAGCUAACAGAGGGGCUGAGUCUGGCUAAGGAGUUUCACAGCCACGUCCAGGAAAUCCUCACAAAGAUGAACAAGUGUGAAGAGUCCAUUGAGUUUCUUCCUGCUCCCAGCUUUGUUCUGGACACCGUUUGCACACAACUACAAGACCACAGAACACUGGUGAACGAAGUGAAUGGCUACAGUCACAAGAAGAGCUCAGUGGAGCACGCGGGCCGCCGGCUAACAGAGCUCAGCAGGAAGGAGGACUGUGAUGUCAUCCACAACCUCAUCAUGACGGUCCAGGAUCGGUACAAGAAGCUGCAGCAGCGCGCCUCGGAGAGAGGGAGGAUGCUGGAGGAUGUGAAAAAGAAUGCCAAACAGUUUAAUGAAUCGUGGCGACUCCUGGUGGACUGGAUGACGGAGGCAGAACACAUAUUAGACACACAUAAAGAGAUCGCUGUGUCCCACGAGGAGAUUAAGCAACAACUCACUGAACAGAAGGAGUUUCAGAAGCUGCUGAGAUCAAAGAGGCCCAUGUACGAGGCCACGAUGAAGAGAGGUCGGAAUUUGCACGAAAGAGCUCAGACCAGCGGUGACAGACAACACCUGGAGAACCUGCUGGCUGAACUCAAGGACACGUGGGACACCAUCAGCGGCAAGUCCAUGGAGAGACAACACAAGUUGGAGGAAGCACUGCUGUUCUCAGGAAGGUUCACUGACGCUCUGCAGGCACUGAACGACUGGCUGUACAGAGCAGAGCCCCAGCUGGCUGAGGAAGCUCCGGUCGGAGGGGACAAGGACAUGGUCAACAAUCUCAUAGACAAACAUAAGGCCUUUCAGAGGGAGCUGGGGAAGCGAGCUGGAUGCAUUCGGACCCUGAAGCGCUCCGUCAGGGACCUGACCAGGAGCAGCACGGCAGACGCCCACUGGCUGCAGGAGCAGAUGGAUGAACUGGACGGCCGCUGGGAGGCCGUGUGCAAGCUUUCAGUCCGCAGGCAGGACCGGCUGGAGGGAGCCCUGCAGCAGGCUGAGAAGUUCGACGGCCUUGUCCACUCUUUCAUGGAGCGUCUGACUGAGGCAGAGAGGAUCCUGAAAUACGGAGUUAUACCAGAGGACGUGGACGCCUUGCUUACCUUCCGCAAACAGCACAAGGAGUCCCUGGACGCCCUGAAGGCGCAGGCCGUGGAGCUGGAGAGCAUUCACGCUCUGGGUGAGGAGAUUCUGGCCACCAGUCACCCAGACUCCAUCAUCACCCUCAAAUCAUGGAUCAGUGUCACCAAGACCCGCUACGAAGAGGUCCAUACCUGGGCCCAGCAGCAGGGCCAGAAGAUCCAGGCCAGCCUGGGAGCCCUGGAGGCUGAGAGAGAAGAAGUCCAGGGACUGCUGGACUGGAUCUCCUCAGCAGAGGAAGCUCUUAACCUCCGAGACCAAGAGCCUGUGCCAGACACCACAGAGCAGAACCAGGAGCUCGUAGAGCAGCACGUGGUGUUCAUGGAAGAAUUCCACAAAAAGUUCCCCGACGUUGAACGAGCCACCAAAUCCUGCAAACACAAAACGACGCCUAAACACGGUUCUCCCAGCAAGCGGCCUCUUCUGAAGCGGAGGAGCACCAUGAGGAUGCCCCCUGCAGCACCCGUUCCCCUGGAGCACCUCGACCCCCAGACCCCACAGCUCACUCAGCUGGUCAGUCAGUGGCAGAAUCUCUGGCAUCUGGCUGUGGCGAGGCAAACCCGCUUGGAACAACACCAGCAAACGCUCAGAGAGAUGGAGGAAUUUGCCAACUUUGACUUCAAUAUUUGGCGAAAGCGCUACAUGCAGUGGAUCAGCCACCAGAAAUCUCGGAUCCUCGACGUGUUCCGGAGUAUCGACCGGGACCAGGACGGACGGAUCAGCCUGAAAGAGUUCAUUGAUUAUGUUCUCGCUUCUAAAUUUCCGACCAAUUCUCUGGAGAUGAAUGCGGUGGCCAACAUCUUCGACAUCAACAGCGAUGGCUUCAUUGACUACUACGAGUUUGUGAGUGCGCUCCAUCCCAGCAGAGACCCCUACAGAAAAACACUGGAUGCAGAUCAGAUCAACGAAGAGGUGAGUCGGCAGGUGUCGCAGUGUAACUGCCCCAAGAGAUUCCAGGUGGAGCAAAUAAGUGCCAACAGAUACAGGUUUGGAGAUUCCCAACAGCUGAGGAUGGUUCGAAUCCUGCGUAGUACGUUGAUGGUCAGAGUGGGAGGAGGCUGGACUGCUCUGGAUGAGUUCCUGGUGAAGAACGAUCCCUGCAGAGUAAAAGGUCGCACCAACCUGAAGAUCAAGGAGAAGUAUUUAUCACCGAGUGGAAGCAGCGCGAAGGGAUUGACCGUGAGCAGGUCCAACUCCAGCCUCAGCCUGUACAGCAGCGCCUCCGCCCCCACCAGCCCCAUGACACGCAAGGCAAGCACGCACUGCACAAGUAACACCGCUGCUGCCUAUUCCAUUGUUUGA